UCAUAUGACACACUGAUGCAAGGACUGAUCCCACUGACGGACGUCUUGUGUAAAAACAAAGGCAGCUCGGGCACUUGUCUGUGUGUCAGGGAUGAGAUGCUGUAGCCUGCUGACAUAGUUUGGUGGUAGUACUUGUUAAUAUGUGGAGGAUGGACUGCCGAGGAGCUCUGCCUGCGAUAUGCACCGCUUGUUUCAUCGGCCUGGUGGUGAGCCAGACCACACUGACUCCUGCUGUGAUGAACACCACUAUCAUUGAGAACGCGAGCAGUCUGACUAUGACUCCCGUGAUUCUCAGCAGCACGACCCCGGGCUGCUUUACAUACAACACUUCUACUUGUGAGCCCUGUCCGCCGGGAUCGCAGUACGACAACAACACCUUGCUGUGUGCGUGCUGCUCUGACCCCGGGCUGUGUCUAUUUCCUGGAGCCUGCCUGCCAUGCACCAGAGGUUUCUAUCAGCCACUUGCAGGACAGCAGCAGUGUCUGCCCUGCAAACAAGGCUUCUACACAAAUUUCACUGGAAGCCCAUUAUGUCACCCCUGCCCUCCUGGAUCCUUCAACAACAUCACCGGAAAAGACAGUUGCACAAGUUGUUCACCAGGCUCCUUUUCAUCGCAGCAGAGCUCCACCUCGUGUGCACCAUGUGCACAAGGAAGUUUUUGCAGCUCCAUUGGUUGUAGCCAGUGCCAGAUGUGUCCUGGAGGAACAGAGGCCCUACAGACUGCCGCUACAGUCUGCUCACCAUGUCGUCCAGGCAUGCACAAGGCUCCCCAUCAGGCCAUGUGUCAGAUCUGCGGCAGUGGCUACUUCCAGAUCCACUAUGGCCAGGAGAGCUGCGAUGUGUGCCCAGAGGAUCACUACUGCCCUAGUCCAGACGUGAACCCCAUCCUGUGUCCCAACGAUGCGUUUUGUCCAGAGGGCAGCUUGUCUCCAGGCUACUGCAUGGAGACUUUCUUCCGCAAAGAAGGGGAAACUUGUGAGCUGGCUCCUGUCACUAUUUCUCUUUUAGUUAUUGGAGGAGGGGUGGCCCUGCUCUUCAUCAUUUUAAUGGUCCUACGUCGGCGGAGAGACACUGAUGGAGAACUGUCUGUAGCCCGAGCUCCAUUAUUACGCAAAGAGCGACCUCAAGGUCGAUUCUAUGGGAUCCCCUGUGAUGCAGAACCUGUAUAUGCUGGAUGGUGAACCAAAGGACCUCUGCCCAGCCUUCCUAAGUGCUUAGUAGGACAACACCAACUGAAGUCUUAUCUCCAUAUGGGUCCCAACUAAAGACAAACGGACUGAUGGAGGAAGACUGAUGGUAAAACACUGGACUGGUGCCUUGAGAGUACUUUGACAAUCCACCAGCUUUUUUUUUAAUGCGGUACAUUUGAAUAUAUUAUUGAGAAACAGAAGCUUUUUUUGUGAAUUCUUGUAGUUUGACACUGUUACAGUUGUUCCACUCAGAGACAAACACACUCCUUUUGUAAACUAGAUUAUUGGAUUAUGAGAGGUAUGCUGGAACGCUGGUAACGAGAUGCGUAACUCGACAUGGUGGGAACCUCUCCCUCUUAUGAAAAGCACUUUUUUUUACAGAGGUAAUUGAUUUACUUUGCACUUACAUGUUGGUAGCCUUGUGAAUGCCUCUAUUAUCUCUUGUAGUGUCACAGUUACAGAGAAGUGUAAACUGUGUUUGGUUGGUUCCUUGUGUUUAUAAUGCAUUACAGCGCAUCGUGUUGUCUGUAGUUUCAUUGAUACCUUUGCUCCAUGUUUUUCAUCUGCUUUUUUAAGGUUAUUAUUUGUAUGUUUUAAAGUAAAAUAAAUAAAAAUGAUUAAAUUGA
Sebastes umbrosus (honeycomb rockfish) is the source of this 1816-nucleotide messenger RNA. RefSeq names its product sushi, von Willebrand factor type A, EGF and pentraxin domain-containing protein 1. The record is from RefSeq and is a predicted model, not a curated record. The transcript has 9 exons. Lineage: Eukaryota; Metazoa; Chordata; Actinopteri; Perciformes; Sebastidae. Bases 141 to 1181 code for a protein of 346 amino acids.